CAAUCACACCACAGUCUUCAGGUAAGCAGUGGCUCAGCCAUAGGCUGCGCUUCCUGACACUAGAUCGGACGGAGCCGUGGGGAUUCAUUUGCCGGUGUUUUGGUGGAAACUUAGCACUAGACUUCAAGCCUUCAGUUAUGGAGAAAGUUGUAUUGGUGACUGGUGCAAACAGUGGCAUUGGCCUUGCCCUGUGCGAGCGCCUGCUGUCUCUGGACAGCCAGGUCAGUCUGUGCCUAGCCUGCAGAAACAUGCAGCGGGCAGAGGCAGCCCGAUCCGCCCUGCUGGCGUCCCACAGCGAUGCCCACAUCAACCUGAUACGCCUUGACGUCGGCGACAUCAGCUCCGUCCUCAGAGCUGCUCAGGAAGUCAAGAUGAGAUAUAAAAGACUGGACUACAUCUACCUCAAUGCUGGGAUCAUGCCAGACCCUCAGGUGGACAUCAGAGCCUUCUUUAAGGGUUUGUUCUCUAGGAAUGUUGUCAAAAUGUUUGCUACCGCAGAGGGCCUGCUUACGCAGCAGGACCACAUGACCAAGGACGGCCUGCAGGAGGUGUUUGCCACCAACCUUUUUGGCCACUUUCUGAUGGUGAGGGAGCUUGAGCCGGUCCUGUGCCAACCCGAUCACACGGCCCAGCUGAUAUGGACGUCAUCCAGCAAUGCCAGGCGCUCCGCCUUCGACUUGGAUGACCUCCAGCACCAGAGGGGCACGGAGCCCUACAGCUCCUCCAAGUAUGCCGUGGACCUGCUUAGUGUGGCCCUGAACCGGCACCACAACCAACAGGGGAUUUACUCAUCGGUGAUUUGCCCGGGAUUAGUGAUGACUAAUCUGACCUACGGCAUCCUUCCCUCCUUCCUCUGGACUCUCAUCAUGCCCAUAAUGUUGCUAAUCAGAAUCUUCACGAACACAUUCACACUGACACCCUACAACGGAGCAGAGGCCCUGUGCUGGCUGUAUCUGCAGAAACCAGAAUCGCUGGAUCCGCUGGCUAAAUACCACAGCUUAACAUCAGGGCUAGGAAAAAAUUACACGGCACCACGCAAGAUGGAUGUCGUUGAGGGUACGUCGGAGGCUCUAUAUGACAAAUUACUGAAACUGGAAAUAGAAAUACGGAAGAAGAACAAAGAUGCAGAGCAACAGAUUUCUGAUCUCCAGCACCAUCUGAAUGAGGCGCCAUAGUGUGAGACUUUACAGUCUAGUUCUCGGCUACUGUGGACCAGACAUGUAGCCACUUAGUAAAAAAGACAAAGAAUAAAAAAUUGUUUGCUCCCGACCAGGCAUGUAGGUAGGUACUAAAAUAAAUACAGACGCUCCUCUACUUACGAACUUUCAACUUACGAACUUUCAGACAUACAAAUGAAGAGGACUGUAAGUCCAAAUUACGUUCACUGGGCUCCCGUUUC
This is a messenger RNA of Paramormyrops kingsleyae, 1399 nucleotides long. RefSeq names its product hydroxysteroid (17-beta) dehydrogenase 7 (gene hsd17b7). Lineage: Eukaryota; Metazoa; Chordata; Actinopteri; Osteoglossiformes; Mormyridae. The record is from RefSeq and is a predicted model, not a curated record. Gene Ontology annotation, biological process: cholesterol biosynthetic process. Gene Ontology annotation, cellular component: endoplasmic reticulum membrane. Gene Ontology annotation, molecular function: estradiol 17-beta-dehydrogenase [NAD(P)+] activity; 3-beta-hydroxysteroid 3-dehydrogenase (NADP+) activity; 5-alpha-androstane-3-beta,17-beta-diol dehydrogenase (NADP+) activity.